This is a messenger RNA of Puccinia triticina, 540 nucleotides long. RefSeq lists its product as uncharacterized. The record is from RefSeq and is a predicted model, not a curated record. The transcript has 5 exons. Lineage: Eukaryota; Fungi; Basidiomycota; Pucciniomycetes; Pucciniales; Pucciniaceae. Bases 1 to 540 code for a protein of 179 amino acids.
AUGGCCCACGCGACCCACGAUCCAGAUGCUUUCCAUCCUAUUAUGGCUGUGCGCGGAACACAUCCAACACAUGCUUCCUGUUAUUCAUCCCGCUGCAUGAACAGACCGAAACUCGAAUUUGCCCUUGCCCUUCCUCCCUUACACCUCUUGCUCCAUUCAAAGCAUCCAAAUAUUUUGCUUCUUUUCUAUGACUCACUACUCGGAACGCCCAAGAGUAAUGUGGAUGAACUAGCUCGACUUGGAAUUCAGUCCUUGAAAGCCUCAUUGCUUUGCAGAUUCUGGGUUUCUUCCGACUCGAUUUCGUAUGCCAUUUGUCUAUCGCUUCUUGACCCGGCCAGCCCGAAAGACCCUCCGACCCAAACGACAAACAACAAAGACCAGCUGCUCAGUCGGUCACCUGUUCAAAUCCUAGCGCUUAUUAUUUAUAAUCCAACCCUCUUUGAUCCCACCAACGAAUUCAAGUUCUUCCCCACAUACAAAUCUGACUUACUCUAUUCACCUAUUUUCCCGGCAUUGACGAUCCUAGCUUUAACCCCCUGA